Molecule: messenger RNA, 5825 nt
Organism: Linum trigynum
Lineage: Eukaryota; Viridiplantae; Streptophyta; Magnoliopsida; Malpighiales; Linaceae
Source: the annotation of a GenBank genome assembly
AUUGAUUGGACAAUUGGGUCAGAGUUGCUGUGUGUGAAUCAAAACUUCGACAUCACGGUGGGAGGGACAUCACACCAUUUACUUAGUAUCCGAAUACUGCGAUAUAUUUAAGAAACUUCUUAACCUUUUGAUCUUAAGGACCUGAACCUAGUCCUUGUAUCCCCGCAAUUUCAACUGGUCAGUGUUUAAUUAACCAAUAAUAAUCAGCCAUUAUUAAUAGUCUGCAGAAGGAAACAGGUCGUAUUGCUCUGUAAGUCUCCUCAUUCAUUUCCAUUUCUCAUCCAAAUCAACAUUCACAGGGUACAGAGAGAGAGAGACAAAGAUGCUAUCCCUUCUAGCAACUUCAUCUUUCCCGUGGAAGAGACCGAUUGAUCCGUCUUUUCAUCGGAUUAACUCUCCAGAGCGGUUUCCUGGUCUGAAGCGACCGAUCAACCUGUCCUUCUAUCAAAUUAACUCUCCAGAGCGGUUUCCUGGUCGGUUUUCUCGACCGAUCAGAAUGGGGCAGAUCCCUUCUUUGUCCUCUACGUCGAAGAACUCUCUUCCUGCCGCAGACUACGAGGUCUUUAUCAACUUCAGAGGCUCCGACAUCCGCUACAAUUUUGCGGAUUCUCUCUACAAGUUCCUUGAUCAUUAUGGGAUCCGCACCUUCUUCGACACGGAUCAGCUGCCCAAGGGGGAGAAGUUCGACGACAAGCUCAUCAAGUCCAUCGAAGAAUCCAAGAUCUACAUACCGAUCUUUUCCCCGAACUAUGCUACUACUAUUCUCCCUCUCAUGGAGCUGGCUCACAUGGUGAAGUGCUGUAAGAAAGGGAAGGGGCACAUCAUGCUUCCCAUAUUCUAUAUGGUGAGCACCGAGGACGUGAAGAAUCAAACGGGUGAAUUCGGGGAAUCAUUUCGACGGAUAGCUGGGGAAAAGGAUGCAGAGACAAGAGCUGAAUGGGAGGAAGCUCUUCAAACGGUCUCGGAUUUACAGGGAUGGACGGUUAAUAAGUCAACUAGGCAGGGAGUUCUUUUUGAAAAAGUUUUCUCUAAGGUGAGAUCACUUCUGAUGGAGAAUUACAAGUUAGUCACGAGUAAGUUGGUUGAAAUUGAACCUCACGUAGAGCAAGUGAAGGGACUACUAAGCAAAGGUGUGAAAAUUGUCGGCAUUCAUGGUAUGAGCGGGAUUGGUAAAACAAACAUAGCCAAAGCUGUCUACGACAACGUUUCUGGAAAAUUUGAUCGAUGCUGCUUUGUUGAAGACGUGCGAGAAAUAUUGUCAGGGAAGGAUGGGGUUGUGACUUUACAAAACAAGAUUUUAUCCGACAUUCUAAGGCAUGAUACCAAGGUGCGAGAUGCCAGUCAAGGAAUCCAAGUAACAAAAGACAGAAUUUGUUGUUUGAGCAGCGUUCUCAUCGUUCUUGACAAUGUAGCUCAGGGGUUCGAGUUUGAACAGAUCUUGGGAGAUUUGAAGGAUUUUUCCUCGAAUAGUCGAUUUAUUAUUACGAUGACGGAUCUUAGAGUUAUAGAUCCGUUCUCUAGAGAAUGUGAGCCGUACUCGGUAGAGGAAAUGCAUGAUGACAUCGCCCUUAAACUCUUCAGUAGACAUGCAUUUGGAUUUGAUGAUCCUCCCCCAGAGUACAUGUCCCUAUCUAAUCACUUUGUAAAAGUUGCAGCAGGACUUCCUUUGGCUCUGACGGCCAUAGGUUCACUACUUCACCGUAAAGAUAAAAGCUUUUGGGUGGCAAAGUUGAAUCAGUUGCGAGACAUACCUGCUGACAAGGUGGAGGAGAAAUUGGAGAUCGUCUUAAUGGAUGCGACGCCCGAUGAACAACAGAUUUUUCUUGAUAUUGCUUGUUUUUUUAAUGGAGAGCACUAUGAUCGACCAUUCUACUUGUGGAGUGACUCCAACUUACAUCCGCUAGUAGCGGUUGAGUCUCUUUGUCUCAGGUCAUUGAUAAAAAUCAACGAGAGAAAGGAAUUCUGGAUGCAUGAGCAGUAUAAAAUUCUUGGUAGAUCUAUUAUUCGUAAGGAGAACGUCAGAAAUCCAUGGAAGCGCAGCAGGAUAUGGUCCAACGAGGAUGUGGUGGACAUGUUAAGACAUAAAGAGGGAACUGAUGAGUUGGAAAUUCUGAAAGUUGACAUGGAAGACAAUGAGUUUGAGCUGACAGAUGCAGAAUUCAAGAAACUAUCUGGCUUGAAAUAUCUAGAGGUGAGGAAUGGAAGACUGGGUGGACAUUUCAAAGACAUGUUUCCACAAUUACGCUGGCUUCGAUUGGAUAACUGUAGUUCAAUCCCCAUUGGUCUUAGCUUGAAGGAAUUGGUAAUCUUUGAUCUUUGCUCUUGCCCUAUCACGGAUGACUGGGAAGGCUGGAACGAAAUUCAGGUGGCACCCAAUUUGAAAGUCGUGGAUGUAUCGUCUUGUCUGAAGCUAAGUGCAGUUCCCGACUUGUCUCGGUGUCGAAGUCUAGAGCAUUUAAUUCUCCAGGACUGUCAUCAGAUGAGAGGGGAGCUGCACGUUGGUAAUUUCGAGAAUCUCAAAGUGUUGAAGCUCAGGUUUUCCAAAAUAAACAAGUUAAGAGGUGACAUUGGAAGGCUUCAGAAUCUCCAGGAGAUUGAUGCAGGGUUUUCCGAUCUGGCAGAAGUGCCUGCGGGUAUUGGCAAGUUAUCCUCGCUUACAAAGCUGGGCCUGAGACGUAUCAGGUCGAAAGAAGUGCCCGUGCUGCCUCGCGGCUUGAAGGUUCUACACGUCUCAUCCCCACGGGUUCCCAACCUCUCGGAGCUUGCGGACUUGGAGGAGCUAAGUUUUUCCUAUUGUGAUGGCCCUGAAAUUCCAGCAGAUGCAGUGUGGAAGCUGUCCAAGUUGAAGACCCUGAGGCUGCUACACUGCUCUUGUGAUCGUCUCCCUCAUGCCCUCCCAUCUUCGUUAAACACACUCAGGAUCAAUGACUGCAGGUCAUUGGAGGUACUGCCAGAUCUAUCGAACCUAAGUCUCUUGACGGAGCUGGUUUUGAGCGAGGUUGGAGUGCAGGAGGUCGUUGGUCUUGGAGAGUUGAGCAUGCUGAAAACUUUGAAUAUAUCUAACGCUCCAAAUCUGGUUCAUCUCAACGGCCUUGAGCAGCUAGUGCUCCUCAAGACGCUGCGUCUACUAAGCUGCGAUGUGCUCGGAACACAGCCCGCGGGUGCCCUCAUCCCUGAAAUCCCGGGCCUGUAUCGAAUUGGGGAGUUGUCUUUAGUUGAUCUGACAGUCAGUGACUGCCCCAUAAUAACGAGCGUUCUGCUCUCCCUGUCAAAGUUUGCUAAACUAAAACAGCUAGCCUUGGAAGACUUCGGAACCCACGAUAUCGACUAUGGCUUCUUGUCACCUGAUCAGCUAGUCCUCGACGUGUCCACCCUCCAGGAUAUGGAGCGACUGUGCAUCGUCGGGUGCAAGCACGUUACCGAGGUCCAGGGGCUCGAGAGACUGGAGCAGCUGCGAGACAUCAGGCUGUGGAACUUCACGUCAAUCAAGAAGCUGCCUGGCCUUUCGGGUCUGAAGAAUCUAAUGUCUUUGGAGAUUCGCGGGUGCGCCGAAUUGAGCGAGGUUACAGGGCUCGAGAAUCUGGAGUUGCUGGACCGGCUCGUCAUGGACAGAUGCACGUCGAUGAAGGAGCUCCCGAGGUUGUUCAAGAAUGUACGCUUCUUGGAAGUCAGUUACUGCGGGCAGCUGGCCGAGCUGACGGGGCUCGAGAAGGUGGAGGGAUUGGUGUCUCUGAAGCUGCUUCAUUGCGCGUCGAUUGCCAAGUUGCCGGAUCGAUCCUGUUUCGGUAAAUUGGUUCUCUGGCGUGUUUCGCCGGAGUUGGUUGAAGCCCCUGGAAAUGAGGGUUGGUUGGACUUGGAGUAGUCGUCAUUCCGGCGGAAGGAAUUCUUAUUCUACCGUUGAUAGUAGUAGACCCCUUUCAUUUCUGAAUAGAAAUAUAGAAGAUGUAUCAUUCGGCGUAAUUGCAUGUAUGUAUCUUUUCAUGUUGGGCGAUUUGGGCUUUCUUCCUAACAUUGCUCAAACGGCGUGUUGAAACGAUAUUGGGCCGGGCUUUAUUUUGGUCCAAAGAUCUGCUGCGCAAACCCAAGCCCAACCGCGAUGAAUCGGUUGGAAGCCGCUACGCGGGCGGGGACACGAACUGCGAAUGUGGACGGCGGGUAGCCGGUUUCUCGAACUACAUUAGGGGAUGCUCAAUCCGGCAAGUGGAGGUGGGAAUCAGAUUCGGCGAUGGCGGUUACGCUUAUCGACGGGGGGAAUCAUCCCUUCAGGCGAAGGGCCUGGGUUUUGCUCGAUUGCUCAGGCUAACCAGGUCGCCGAUAUGCUUGCUUUCUUGGGUCGUCAAUGCACCGAAGGGGAAGAGGACUACUUUCUUUCACAUCCUCUGGCAGAAGUUCUGCCAAUUUUGGGGACUGAUCAUCGAAGGGCCGUCGUGCGUAGUAGCCCAGCCGUUUAUUGCUAAAUAUGUGAGGCUGCAAAUCAAGUAGGAAGUUGACGUAUCCAUCUGUUCUUAGAAAUCUGGAGGAAUUUCGAUUAUUGAUUGUUGCGCUCAGUUGACCGAGGUUACGAUACUUGAGAGUUCAGAGUCGUCGAGAUCACUCAGCACGAUGGAUUGCUCAUCGAUUUUCCCAGUUUCCAGAUUUAUUUUGAGAGACUCUCGGAUCUGGAUUCAUUGUGGAGUAGUGGGUGCUGUAGAUGUUGGAUUGCGCUCAAAUUACCGAGUACGUCAGGCUGCAGGUCAGUCGAGGAGAUGCCAGGUUUAUCUGGUUUAGAGAAUAUGGUUACUUUAGGUAUCAGUGAAUGCAUUCAGUUAACUGGGGUGGUGGGACUUGAAAACUUGGGAAUCAUUAGCGAGACCUGAAGAUGGCAGAUUGUGCGUCGGUUAAGCAGUUGCCUGAUCUAUCUGGUUUGAAGCAUUGGCUGAAGUUUCCUGGAAUUGAGAACUUGGAGGGGUUGGUGAUGACGUGUUGAAAUCGUCAACAAGAUUAGGUAAAAUUGGAGCAAGAGCAACCAUACGACGCGGAGGUUAAUAAUCAAUUCUUGGUUGUUGGUGUGCCUAUGCUGUGCAUUUUCUCUUGAUAUUCAUACUUGACUUGCUUGUAUUCUUCCAGAGGUCACUGUUUGCAUUUCUUUUGAUAUUCAUUAUUGACUUGAUUUUAUUAUUUCAGUGGUCAUUGUUUGCAUUGCCUUUGAUGGUCACGGUUACUUUUAGUUAGCCAUUCGUUGUUUAGCUGUUGCUUUCGGUGGUAAUUGUUUACAUUUUCUGUUAUUUAGCUGUAACUAGUCAUUGGUACUCAAUUUUCUCUGCUCUUCAUUCACCACCUGCUCAUUCCUACAUCACAAAAAGUAGAGCGUUUGUGAUCAAUUCCCAAAGUGGCUGCCCGAUCUAUCUGCUUUAAAGCACCUGUGGAAGUUGAAUAUUACGCGAUGCAAUCAGUUGAUUGAAGUCAUUGCCAUUGAGAGAUUGGAGUCCUUAGAUAUCCUAACGCUUGAUGAAAGGCUAAAGACGCGUAAGAAGAGUAAAAAGAGGGUAAAAACGAAGCAUUGAAAUCAAUGCAGUUCAGUGUUCUUCUAUAUCAGGUGCGUUCUGAGUGACUAACUAAUUUCUUGAGCCAAGAAUCCUUUGAACAUGGGUGCAAGGUGAAAAGACCGGUAUUGAGUUCUCAUGGGGCUGAGAUAUGGUGAAAAAGGGUCAUCACCAAGACUACUCGUAAUCUAUCUGGUCUUACAAAUCUGGAGGAACUGAGGAAUAGAUUAUUGAUGAGAGCACACCGGUUUUCUAAACAAAAAGUUUGGAAAAUCAAGUUUCAGCAGCUGUAACAUUAUUGCA